This is a messenger RNA of Carassius gibelio (silver crucian carp), 2966 nucleotides long. Its product is annotated as fibroblast growth factor receptor substrate 2. The transcript is spliced from 8 exons. The record is from RefSeq and is a predicted model, not a curated record. Gene Ontology annotation, cellular component: cytoplasm; cell-cell junction. The coding region runs from base 313 to 1863 and encodes 516 amino acids. Gene Ontology annotation, biological process: cell surface receptor protein tyrosine kinase signaling pathway. Lineage: Eukaryota; Metazoa; Chordata; Actinopteri; Cypriniformes; Cyprinidae.
CGCGCAUGCGCAGGGUCUCCGGGCUAAAUGCUAAUGCUAGCUCACACUGGUUUGUAGCGGCCCUAGAUAGCAACAAAAUAAACUAACAAAUAACCUUAAUUCCGAAUUUACUCUUUAAUGCGAACUUUUACUUUACACCAUACUGGGCCACGGAGAAAGUUAUCAUAUAAACUGGGGAUAAUAUGUGGAAUAUUAAGCGUUGAAAAAAAACGAUCCUGACUGAUUAAAAACUUAACAAUUGCUUCAGACGCAGCUAUCACAUCUGUAAACCCUUUUACAUGUAGAGAAUGACUUGUUUGCUUUGGCUUGGGAAUGAACCAGGAACCCUGGUGGCUGGAUCUGGGUAUCAAAUGGUCUGAAGAAGCCAUGGGAAGCUGUUUUAGCUGUCCGGAUAAAGAAUCAAUCCCUGACAAUCAUCAGAGUAAAUUUAAGGUGGUGAAUGUGGAUGAUGACGGAAAUGAGCUGGGAGCAGGAAUCAUGGAGCUGACGGAGGACGAGCUGGUCCUGCGCACACGCAAAUGUGAUGCGGUCAAGUGGCCUUACCUGUGCUUGCGCCGUUAUGGCUAUGAUUCAAAUCUCUUCUCAUUUGAGAGUGGCCGUCGCUGCCAGACAGGUCAAGGGAUAUUUGCCUUCAAGUGUUCACGUGCUGAGGAGAUCUUCAACAUGCUGCAGGACAUCAUGCAUAAUAACAGCAUCAGCGUAGUAGAGGAGCCGGUGUUUGAGCCCACCCUCGCACAAACUGAACCAGAGCUUCCCCUCACACCUCACACACCAACCACUCCUGGAAACAUCCUCCCUACCUUACCAAAUGGCAGCUUAAGGUAUCCCUCAUUAGGGGAUGCGUCCUCUCACCCCUCUAGUCGGCAUCCGUCAGUCGGGAGCACGUGCCUCCCAUCACUGGGCGAGGAGUCCACGCACCCGCUCCUAGCUGCGGAAGAGGCUGUGAGGGGGCACACAUAUGUGAACACUACAGGUCUGCUGGAGCAGCACAGCCCAAGUCUUUUAGAAGUUCCUGCAGAAUUGAAUGUCUCUUUAUCUGAUGGAGAGGAAGCCGUUCCUCAAGAGGCCCCUGAUCCCGGCCCUCGAGUGCAGCUGGAGCCUGAAGGUGCUCGCUUUGUGUUGGACCCAACUCCAGUGCAGAGACAGAGGCAGAGAGAGGCCAGUGUGUCAGGAGAGCAGUGUAUCAGGAGCAGCUCGGCACAGAACUCAAAUGGGAGUGUGGUGUCCCAUACGAGCAGCGCAGAUGCGAGCGACAGCGUUAGAUCCGAGGAAACCUCUCCCGGCGCUCCGGAGAACUUCACUGUCUCUCGCCGACGCAGUCCUCUCAUUCCCGACACCAACGUCAACAACUCGGCCCAGCGGAGGACUGCUCUGCUGGACUACGAGAACCUCCCCGCCCUGCCGCCUCUGAGGGAGCACCCCAAGGGCAGCUCUGAAGAUGAGGACAGGGAAGAGGCUGUAAACGGUUUCCACUACCAUCGGCAGCACAGCCCCGACCCCACUCACUACUACAUCAACACGGAGAACGUGACCGCCCCCCUCAGCGCUAACAAGCUGGAGUCGGCCCGCUGGCGGGAUCGCUCCGCGCCAACCUUCUUCAACUUUGACUUCCGCCGCCCCUGUUUGGAGUCUCACAGAUUGAACUACAUCGAGGUGGAGACCGAGACAGAGAACUCCAGCAACCCUCAGACCCCAAAGACGCCCACUUCACCGCUUCCCCAGACGCCCACACGCAGGACAGAGCUGUACGCAGUCAUCGACGUGGAGCGCACAGCUGCCAUGUCCAGCCUACAGAAAGCACUGCCCCGUUACGACGGUACCUCCAGGAAAACCCGCCAUAACAGUGUUGAUCUGCCUAUGUGAACACUCCUCAAACUUCACCAGGUCAUUCCAAAGCAGGUGGACUUGGUAUUAGGGUUGCAAAGGGUGGUACAUUUCCAGAAACUUUCUAAAAAUCUAUGGAAGAUUCCAAAAAAAAAAUCCUUUAAAGUUUUUAGAAUUUCUGGAAUGUUUCCAAAGUGUGCUGGAAAAUGUCCACCUAUUUGCAACCCUACAUGAUAUUAGGGCUGGGAAAGUAAAUCGAUGUAUUGUGAAUCGAGAAAUCGAUUCUGCACCGAUUCUGAGAUUUUCCCAAUGCAUCGCGAUUCUUUCUUGAGUAAAUUCUGAGAUUGGCUUUGAACAGCAGAUGCUUUAGAAACAGCCCUACUCUGCUCUUUUCUAAAUUCAAACACCUGAAAUAACAAUUGAUAAAAUUUUAAAAGGUUUAAGCGAAUUACAAUGCUGUUCUCAGUGGUCUUUUUACAUGAAUCUCUCAUCAUAAAAGCAUUCUGAGCCAAGUGAAAUUGUAUGACUCAGCCGAACGCACAAUCGCUCUUCAGCACUCCUCUUGCUUCCACAUUUCCACAUUUGUGUGUGGAUAAAACCUAGAGCAGAGCACCAUCUACUGUUAAAAUUCCAGAGUGAAUCGUGAUGCAUUCGGCAGAUCUCAGAAUCGAUCAACGAAUCGAUUAUGCAUCGAUUUAUCAUCGCAGCCCUACUUGGUUUCACAGAAGUGGUUUUUGUUUGUAACACUCGUAGGGAUUUGAUGUAGUUAAAAGAGUGUCGCUCUGUCUCAUGUUGGCUUGAGAAAAUUAUCAGAGGAGCUUGCCAUAUACCUUCAUUUUAUUCCUAUGGUAAUAUACUACUACUUUUCUUACACUCAUUUUUCAGUGCCUGUUUAUUUUUGUUUUAUUAUGUUAAUAACAAGGUUGGACAACAUUCCACAGGUCCAUUCCGUACGGUACAAAUCAGUAUUACUGAUCAUGUUUUUUUUUUGUGGGGGUUUUUUGCCUUUAUUUACCCUUUAUCAAGUGACUAAGUUGUUUUAAAACCUGUAUCUAAAGAUAACUUCACAAAAUACAUUUCAAAUUUUUGGCUUUAUAUAGUAGAUUUCAAUACGUGGCACAAUAAAAGUCUAUUUUGUUUCA